AUGCGUUCCAAGUUGUGUUUAGCUUUGUGUCUUUUGGUACUGACCGUGGGUGUGCCAUCCCAAGGGGCGGGAACUGAUCCAACAUCGCCAACUGAUCCAACAUCGCCAACUGAUCCAACCACUCCAACAUCUCCAACCACUCCGACUUCUCCAACAUCGCCAACCGAUCCAACUUCUUCAACACCUCCGGCUUCUCCAACAUCGCCAACUUCUCCGACUUCGCCAACCUCUCCACCCUCAUCAGCCACUCCAGCCGCCCCCACCUCACCAGAUUCUCAAACUCCGCCGACUGACGCUGCACCUGCCCCUCAAGGUGCAGCAAGCUCUCAAGCUCCUUCCUCCUCAGGCUCCACCGGAGGCAGUGGCAGUCGUCGCAGACAGAAUAGAGCUCAGAGGAGGCGUAGGCAAGAACGCCAGAGGAGGAACCGCAGGCGUCAGAACAGGAAUAGGAACCGGAACAGGAACCGCGGAAAUAGCAACAGGAACCGCGGAAAUAGCAACAGGAAUCGCGGCUAA
Drosophila ananassae is the source of this 516-nucleotide messenger RNA. RefSeq names its product proline-rich receptor-like protein kinase PERK5. The transcript has a single exon. Bases 1 to 516 code for a protein of 171 amino acids. Lineage: Eukaryota; Metazoa; Arthropoda; Insecta; Diptera; Drosophilidae. The record is from RefSeq and is a predicted model, not a curated record.